Messenger RNA from Neltuma alba, 1414 nucleotides. RefSeq names its product type I inositol polyphosphate 5-phosphatase 5-like. Lineage: Eukaryota; Viridiplantae; Streptophyta; Magnoliopsida; Fabales; Fabaceae. Bases 16 to 1401 code for a protein of 461 amino acids. Gene Ontology annotation, molecular function: inositol-polyphosphate 5-phosphatase activity; phosphatidylinositol-3,4,5-trisphosphate 5-phosphatase activity; phosphatidylinositol-4,5-bisphosphate 5-phosphatase activity. Gene Ontology annotation, biological process: phosphatidylinositol dephosphorylation. The transcript is spliced from 7 exons. The record is from RefSeq and is a predicted model, not a curated record.
AACUUCGAGCAGCCUAUGGCUCCUGUUACUGAAAUUCAGUCUUUCAGGAUCUUUGUUGCUACUUGGAAUGUGGGGGGAAAGACACCAAAUCAAGGCCUCAAUCUUGAAGAUUUCUUACUGGUGGAGGGCUCUGCAGAUAUAUAUGUCUUGGGGUUUCAGGAAAUUGUUCCUCUGAGCGCAGGCAAUGUGUUGGUAAUUGAAGAUAAUGAACCAGCAGCGAAGUGGCUGAGUCUGAUAAAUCAAUCACUAAAUAAACCCAAAAAUGUCUUCUCGGACAGUUCUUCUGAUUCUGGAAAUGCUUCCAAAACCUCAACACAGAACAACUCGAAGGACGCAAAGCCCCCAGGCAGUCUGAAUUUCUUUCAGAAGUCUUCCCUGAAAGAACUGAGCAGAAACUACAGAGCAGAUAGCAGCCUGCUCAAGACUUGCAACUGUUCUUUGGAUUCACCUUCCAGAGAAAGACGAAGACUAAGAAAGCGUAAUGACCUGUUGAGUAAAGUAGAACCUCCAAUGUAUCGUGAUCCUUCCAUGGAUCAAUUCCUCUCAAUUGCAGAAAUACCACCGCCUCCAAAAGAAACAAAAUACUGCCUCAUAUCAAGUAAACAGAUGGUUGGGAUCUUUCUUUCCAUAUGGACUAGAAAGGACUUGGUCCCUCACAUCGCCCAUCUCAGAGUAGAUUCAGUGGGCAGAGGAAUCAUGGGUUGCCUCGGAAACAAGGGUUGUAUAUCAGUUAGCAUGUCAUUGCAUCAAACAACUUUUUGUUUCGUUUGUAGUCAUUUGGCUUCCGGGGAGAAAGAGGGUGACGAGCUGAGGAGGAAUGCCGACGUGGCCGAGAUCCUCAAAAGCACACAGUUCCCUAGGAUUGGUAAGAAUCCUUGUCGUCGAGCGCCGGAAAAGAUAGUUGACCACGAUCGAAUAAUAUGGCUAGGAGAUUUGAACUAUCGGAUCUCUUUGAGUUACGAUGAAACAAGAUUCUUGCUGGAAGAUAAUGACUGGGACGCUUUGUUAGAGAAAGAUCAGCUGAACACGGAGAGAGACGCAGGAAGAGUGUUUAAUGGAUUCGACGAGGGACGGAUCAUGUUUGCUCCCACUUACAAGUAUUCACAGAAUUCAGACUCAUACGCUGGAGAAACUGUAAAGUCUAAGAAAAAAAGACGAACACCCGCCUGGUGUGAUAGGAUACUAUGGCGUGGGAAGGGGAUUGAACAACUAUCUUACAUAAGAGGGGAAUCCAGAUUUUCUGAUCACAGGCCUGUGUGUGCGGUAUUUGCUGUAGAUGUGGAAGCAAGAAGCAGAAACAACGUGAUGAACAGGUUCAGGAAGGGCUAUUCCUAUGCCUUCCCAAGACUAGAAUACGACGACACCUGUGUAAUUCCUCAGAGGCAUAGUUUCUAUGAUUAGUUUCUUCUUCACC